Molecule: messenger RNA, 4077 nt
Organism: Suricata suricatta (meerkat)
Lineage: Eukaryota; Metazoa; Chordata; Mammalia; Carnivora; Herpestidae
Gene: PLEKHA7
Product: pleckstrin homology domain containing A7
Exons: 25
Coding region: 8-3685 (1225 amino acids)
Biological process (GO): zonula adherens maintenance; pore complex assembly; epithelial cell-cell adhesion
Cellular component (GO): pore complex; zonula adherens
Source: RefSeq, a predicted model, not a curated record
CGGGCGCAUGGAGCGGCGGCGCUGCCCGGCCGGGGAUGCAUGCCCCGCCGCCCUGGGGGGCUGGCGGGGACCGCCACGGGGGGCCUGCAGCCAUAACCAACAGACCACAGCAUUCAGGCAUCCUGUGAGUGGGCAGUUUUCUCCAGAAAAUAGUGAAUUUAUUCUUCAAGAAGAGCCACAUCCACAUAUGUCGAAGCAAGAGAGAAACCAAAGACCGUCUAGCAUGGUCAGUGAAACAUCCACAGCUGGAACCACGUCGACCGUGGAGGCCAAGCCUGGCCCCAAGAUCAUGAAGCCCAGCAAUAAAGUCCACAGCUUUGGGAAGAGGGACCAGGCCAUUCGGAGGAACCCCAAUGUUCCAGUGGUGGUGAGGGGGUGGCUACACAAGCAGGACAGUUCUGGGAUGAGGCUGUGGAAAAGGAGGUGGUUUGUGCUUGCUGAUUAUUGCUUGUUUUACUAUAAAGACAGCCGAGAAGAAGCUGUCCUUGGGAGCAUCCCUCUGCCCAGCUAUGUGAUCUCGCCUGUGGCCCCUGAGGACCGCAUAAGCCGCAAGUAUUCCUUUAAGGCUGUGCACACAGGGAUGCGAGCACUCAUCUACAAUAGUUCCACCGGGGGUUCUCAGGCUGAGCAGACAGGCAUGAGGACCUACUACUUCAGUGCUGACACCCAGGAGGACAUGAACGCUUGGGUCCGGGCCAUGAACCAGGCCGCACAGGUGCUGUCUCGAUCAUCACUAAAGAGGGACAUGGAGAAGGUGGAGCGGCAGGCGGUCCCCCAGGCCAAUCAUGCAGAGUCCUGUCAAGAAUGUGGCCAUGUGGGACCUGGACAUGCAAGGGAUUGUCCUCAUCACAGCCAUGAGGAUUCCUUUGGCUUCGAGAGGCGGGAGCAAGAGGAAGAACGUUACCGUUCCCAGAGGGACCCACUGGAGGGCAAGCGAGACAGGAGCAAGGCCAGGUCCCCAUACUCACCAGCUGAGGAGGAUGCCUUGUUUGUGGAUUUACCUGGUGGCCUGAGAGGACAACAAGCACAGCCCCAGCGGGCAGAGAAGAAUGGGGUGCUGCCCACCACGUAUGGCCCAGGAGAGCAGAAUGGGACUGGCGGGUAUCAGCGGGCCUUUCCUCCCAGGAACAACCCUGAAAAGCACAGCCAGAGGAAGAGCAGCCUGGCCCAGGUGGAGCACUGGGCAAAAGCCCAGAAGGGGGACAGCAGGAGCCUGCCCCCGGACCAGACCCUGCCUCGUCAGGGUCCUAGCCAGUCCCUGUCCUUCCCAGAAAACUACCAGACCCUUCCUAAGAGCACCCGACAUCCCUCAGGGGGCUCCUCGCCCCCUCCCCGCAACCUGCCGAGUGACUACAAGUACGCACAGGACCGAGCCAGCCACCUGAAGAUGUCGAGCGAGGAGCGCAGGGCACACCGGGACGGCACCGUGUGGCAGCUCUAUGAGUGGCAGCAGCGCCAGCAGUUCCGGCAUGGCAGCCCCACGGCACCCAUCUGUGCCGGCUCACCAGAGUUCACCGACCAGGGCCGGAGCAGGAGCAUGCUGGAGGUGCCCCGCUCCAUCUCUGUGCCUCCAUCUCCCUCGGACAUUCCCCCGCCGGGCCCCCCGAGGGUCUUCCCUCCCCGGCGGCCACACACGCCAGCAGAGAGGGUCACCGUGAAGCCGCCGGACCAGCGGAGGAGUGUGGACAUCUCUCUGGGGGGUUCUCCCAGGAAGGCACGGGGCCACACCACCAAGAACUCUUCUCAUGUGGACCGACGCUCCAUGCCCUCCAUGGGCUACAUGACCCACACUGUCAGCGCUCCCAGUUUACAUGGAAAAUCGGCUGAUGAUACCUACCUCCAGCUGAAGAAAGACCUGGAGUACCUGGACCUAAAGAUGACAGGCCGGGAUCUUGUCAAGGAUCGAAGUCUGAAGCCGGUGAAGAUUGCAGAAAGCGACAUUGACGUCAAACUGAGCAUCUUCUGUGAACAAGACAGGAUCCUCCAAGACUUGGAAGACAAGAUCCGAGCCCUCAAGGAGAACAAAGACCAGCUGGAGUCCGUGCUGGAGGUAUUGCACAGACAGAUGGAGCAGUACCGAGACCAGCCCCAGCACCUGGAGAAGAUUGCUUACCAGCAGAGGUUGCUGCAGGAGGACCUCGUCCACAUCCGGGCGGAGAUCUCCAGAGAGUCCACUGAGAUGGAAAAUGCCUGGAAUGAAUACCUGAAGUUAGAGAGUGAUGUGGAACAGCUGAAGCAGACUCUGCAAGAACAACACAGAAGAGCCUUUUUUUUCCAGGAGAAAUCACAGAUACAGAAGGAUCUCUGGAGGAUUGAAGACGUCAUUGCAGGCCUGAGUGCAAAUAAAGAGAACUUUAGAAUCCUGGUGGAAUCGGUCAAAAAUCCAGAGAGAAAAACGGUGCCUUUGUUUCCUCACCCGCCUGUGCCUUCACUCUCGACUUCUGAGAGCAAGCCGCCCCCACAGCCCAGCCCUCCCACCAGUCCCGUGCGGACCCCUCUGGAGGUUCGACUCUUCCCCCAGCUGCAAACCUAUGUGCCGUACCGACCUCAUCCACCCCAGCUGAGGAAAGUGACGUCCCCUCUUCAGUCACCAACCAAGACAAAGCCCAAAGUUGAAGACGAGGCACCUCCCAGGCCCCCACUCCCUGAGCUCUACAGUCCAGAGGACCAGCCCCCGGCCGUGCCACCUCUGCCCAAGGAGGCCACCAUCAUCCGGCACACUUCAGUGAGGGGCCUUAAGCGGCAGUCGGACGAGAGGAAGCGGGACCGGGAGCAGGGGCAGUGUGUGAAUGGGGACUCCAGGGUAGAGCUCCGGUCAUACGUGAGUGAGCCUGAGCUGGCGACUUUCAGUGGGGACAUGGUCCAGCCCUCCCUGGGACUUGUGGACCCUGACAGCAGGUACCAGACACUGCCAGGCAGAGGGCUCUCAGGGUCCACGUCAAGGCUCCAGCAGUCGUCCACCAUUGCUCCCUACGUUACACUCCGGAGGGGUCUCAAUGCCGAAAGCAGCAAGGUGACCUUCCCUAGACCCAAGAGUGCCUUGGAGCGUCUGUACUCAGGGGAUCAUCAGCGGGGCAAGAUGAGCGCAGAGGAGCAGCUGGAGCGCAUGAAGCGGCACCAGAAGGCCCUGGUCCGGGAGCGCAAGAGGACGCUGAGCCAAGGAGAGAGGACGGGCCCACCCUCGUCCCGCUACCUCAGCCAACCUCUCCCCGGAGAUCUUGGCUCAUGGAAGCGUGAGCAGGACUUUGACCUGCAGUUGCUGGAACGGGCCAUGCAAGGGGAAAGGAAGGACAAGGAGGAGAAUGGCUGGUUGAAAGUACAGGCCAUACCAGUCACUGAGUUGGACCUGGAACCUCAAGACUAUGAUUUGGACAUCAGCAGAGAGCUGUCCAAACCAGAGAAGGUCUCCAUCCCUGAGCGUUACGUGGAGCUGGACCCUGAGGAGCCGCCCAGCCUUGAGGAGCUGCAGGCGCGGUAUCGCAAAGCCGAGAAGAUCCGCAACAUCCUUGCUCGCUCCAGCAUGUGCAACCUGCAGCCGCCAUCAGGCCAGGACCGGAACAGCGUGGCUGACCUGGACUCACAGUUGCAGGAACAGGAGCGCAUCAUCAAUAUCUCCUAUGCUCUGGCCUCCGAGGCCUCCCAGCGCAGCAAGCAGGUGGCAGCCCAGGCAGUGACUGACCCGUGACCCAACGUGCAAAGGAGAAGUGUGGAGCCAGGGGCCCAGUGGAACCAGUUUCCUCCGAGAAGAUUGAUCUUCCUUCCCCCAAGGAAACCCCUUCCAGCCCAGCAGGGGUUCUCGCUGGAGGAAGGAGCAGCCCACCACAACUGCGGGGCAUUUACCAUAGGGCUAGGUCCUAACCCCUCCCCCACCCCCAACGUUAGUUCAGACUCCUUUUUACAUAUGACAAAGGCACUUUUGAUACACACUGUAAAAUACUGAUGCUGUGUUUUAGAAUCAGAAUAUAUUUUAUAAUGUUCACUUCAAGGGCUGAGUGGCUGGAAAGGUGAGGAUGCAGGACUUUGGAGCUGCACAUACAGAUUCAGGUACUGCUUGGGUGGUAGGUAUGGGUAGGGGAG